This is a messenger RNA of Zootoca vivipara (common lizard), 972 nucleotides long. Its product is annotated as olfactory receptor 10A7-like. NCBI's taxonomy places the organism in Eukaryota, Metazoa, Chordata, Lepidosauria, Squamata, Lacertidae. Gene Ontology annotation, molecular function: G protein-coupled receptor activity; olfactory receptor activity. Gene Ontology annotation, biological process: G protein-coupled receptor signaling pathway. The record is from RefSeq and is a predicted model, not a curated record. Gene Ontology annotation, cellular component: membrane.
AUGGAACAGACUACACAAGGAAAGCAGAUGAAUGUUACAGAAUAUAUCCUCUUGGGUUUUGGAAAAUUCGGUCAAUGGCAAAAUAUCCUAUUUUUUGUUUUCCUAUUGAUCUAUAUUGCAGCCAUGAUUGGGAAUGUACUCAUUGCAAUUGUAGUGGCAGUUGAUCAGCAUCUACAUACACCCAUGUAUUUCUUCCUGGGUAACUUGUCGUGCCUAGAGACUUGCUAUAUAUCAAAUGUCAUGCCCAAAAUGAUGGUGGGCUUGUUGACUGAGGAAAAUGUGAUUUCAUUCAGUGGCUGUUUUGUACAGUUCUUUUUCUUUGGCUACCUAAUGGCAACAGAAUGCUAUCUUCUCUCAGUAAUGUCAUAUGAUAGAUAUUUAGCAAUAUGCAAACCACUGCAUUACACAACAACUAUGAAUACGCAAAUGUGCAUCCAGCUAGCAGUUUCUUCAUGGAUAAAUGGACUUAUAGCUACUUUAAUACUUUUGAGUUUUAUGCUAGAGUUAACAUACUGUGGACCCAAUGAAAUUGAUCAUUAUUUCUGUGAUUCUGUCCCACUUAUAAAACUUUCAUGUAGUGACACCAACCUGGUGGAAGUUGUGAGUUUUGUCCUGGCAUUCAUAUUUACCCUACCACCUUUUCUCCUCACCUUGACAUCCUACAUAUUCAUCAUAACUACUAUCUUGAAAAUUCCUUCUACAACUGGGAGGAAAAAAGCCUUUUCCACUUGCUCCUCUCACCUUAUUGUGGUUUCUACCUUCUACGGAACCAUCAUGAUAGUGUAUAUGUUACGAAAGAGAGACACACUCCAUGAUCUCAACAAAGCCUUCUCUCUCUUGUAUACAGUCCUGCCCCCUGUUGCAAAUCCUCUUAUAUACAGCUUGAGAAAUAAGGAGGUAAAGCAUGCCAUAGGGAAAUUAUUUUGGAAAUAUUGCAUUCCCCCAAGAAGCUGGAGAGAAUUGUUACAAUGA